Drosophila arizonae is the source of this 2427-nucleotide messenger RNA. RefSeq names its product laccase (gene stw). Gene Ontology annotation, biological process: iron ion transport. Gene Ontology annotation, cellular component: plasma membrane. Gene Ontology annotation, molecular function: copper ion binding; oxidoreductase activity. The record is from RefSeq and is a predicted model, not a curated record. NCBI's taxonomy places the organism in Eukaryota, Metazoa, Arthropoda, Insecta, Diptera, Drosophilidae.
AAAAAAAAAAGUAAAAAGUAAAAGAAAAGAAAAGUAAUUAAUUGAUAUAUUGAAAAAAAAAAAAAGUUGCAAAAUGGGAUUAAAACACUUGCUUGGACUUGUAGCUGUUAUAGCAAUAAUUUCGGAUUUACCAGAGUCUCGAGCUGUGCGCAUCGGCGCUCCACAGCCCAAGCAACGCAUUAAGGACAAACAACCGGAUCAAACAUCGGCGGGCUCCUACUGGCAGCAGCACGUGGUCACGCCCAGCAGCUCGACGCCCUUCGACUCGCCCUUCUUCUCGGCGACGCAUGGCCUUGUGCAGACGCACCCCUCGCUGGCCGGCGGCAUACCCGCCUCCCGUCCGGUGCCCCUCAGCAGCAAUACGCUGGGCAGCGGCGUACCCGCCAGCAAUCCGGCUCUGACGGCUGGCAGCGGCUAUCUCAACUCGCGCGGCAGUUUGCCCACCUCGGCGCGCUAUCCGCCCAAGAUUUCGGGCACUGUCGUCGAACCCAAUCCCAAGUCGCCAUUCCGUCAUCUGGAUUUCUCCACCAGCGCCACAGCCGAGCUGCGUCGCAAUCCCGCCCUGUCCGCACCCGAUGAGUGUGCGCGUGCGUGUCGCGAGGGCGAACCACCAAGGAUUUGCUACUACCACUUCACGCUGGAGUACUACACGGUGCUGGGAGCUGCCUGCCAGGUGUGCACGCCGAAUGCAACGAAUACCGUUUGGAGUCACUGUCAGUGCGUUUUGGCCGAUGGCGUUGAGCGCGGCAUUUUGACGGCGAAUCGAAUGAUACCCGGUCCCAGUAUACAGGUGUGUGAGAACGAUAAGGUCGUCAUCGACGUGGAGAACCACAUGGAGGGCAUGGAGGUGACCAUUCACUGGCAUGGAAUCUGGCAGCGUGGCUCGCAGUACUACGACGGCGUGCCCUUCGUCACCCAGUGCCCCAUUCAGCAGGGCAACACGUUCCGUUAUCAGUGGACAGGUAAUGCGGGCACCCACUUCUGGCACGCCCACACCGGCCUGCAGAAACUGGAUGGUCUCUACGGCAGCGUCAUAGUGCGACAGCCGCCGUCGCGUGAUCCCAACUCGCAUCUGUAUGACUUCGACUUGACCACACACAUCAUGCUCAUCAGCGACUGGCUGCACGAGGAUGCCGCUGAGCGUUAUCCGGGACGCCUGGCUGUCAACACCGGCCAGGAUCCCGAGUCCAUGUUGAUCAACGGCAAGGGACAGUUCCGUGAUCCGAAUACGGGCUUCAUGACUAAUACGCCUCUUGAGAUAUUCACGAUUACGCCCGGUCGCCGCUAUCGGUUCCGCAUGAUCAACGCCUUCGCCUCGGUGUGCCCGGCUCAGGUGACCAUCGAGGGCCACAAUAUGCAGGUGAUUGCCACGGACGGCGAGCCAGUGCAUCCGGUCAAUGUCAACACGAUCAUCUCCUUCUCAGGCGAACGUUACGAUUUCAUCAUCACUGCCGAUCAGCCUGUGGGCGCCUAUUGGAUACAGCUGCGCGGUCUUGGUGAGUGUGGCAUACGACGAGCCCAGCAACUGGGCAUCCUGCGCUAUGCCCGAGGCCCCUACCAGCCUGCCUCGCCGCCACCCACCUACGAUGUGGGCAUUCCACAGGGUGUGGUCAUGAACCCCCUGGACGCGCAAUGUAAUCGUCAACGCAACGACGCUAUCUGCGUGAGUCAAUUGAAAAACGCACUCGAAAUCGACCGCGGAAUCUUGGCUGAGAAACCGGACGUAAAGAUUUUCCUGCCUUUCCGUUUCUUUGUCUAUCGCGCCGAGGAUCUCUUCCAGCCGAACACCUACAACAGAUUCUUGGUGGCUCCCACGGGUGAUCAUGUUAUUUCGCUGAUCGACGAGAUCUCCUAUCUCUCAGCGCCCGCUCCGCUGACCUCGCAGUAUGAUGAAAUUAAUCCGGAACAGUUCUGCAAUGGCGACAACCGUCCCGCCGACUGCGGACCCAACUGCAUGUGCACCCACAAGAUCGAUAUACCACUGAAUGCCAUUGUCGAGGUGGUGCUUGUGGAUGAGGUACAACAACCCAAUCUGUCCCAUCCAUUCCAUUUGCAUGGCUAUGGCUUCAGUGUCAUUGGCAUUGGCCGUUCGCCCGACUCCACGGUCAAGAAGAUCAACUUGAAGCACGCACUGGAUCUGGACAGACGUGGACUGCUGCACAGGCAGUACAAUUUGCCACCCACCAAGGAUACCAUUGCAGUGCCCAACAAUGGCUACGUAGUGCUGCGCUUCAGAGCCGAUAAUCCCGGUUUCUGGCUCUUCCAUUGUCACUUCCUGUUCCAUAUUGUUAUCGGCAUGAAUCUGAUACUGCAGGUUGGCACCAAUGCCGAUCUGCCACCUGUGCCACCUGGCUUCCCCACGUGUGGCGACCACACUCCACCCAUACCCAUUAAUUAAGCCUAGGCCUUAGUUCUGUUGGCGCUAAC